Messenger RNA from Sorghum bicolor (sorghum), 2509 nucleotides. Its product is annotated as organic cation/carnitine transporter 2. Gene Ontology annotation, molecular function: transmembrane transporter activity. Bases 865 to 2439 code for a protein of 524 amino acids. Lineage: Eukaryota; Viridiplantae; Streptophyta; Magnoliopsida; Poales; Poaceae. Gene Ontology annotation, biological process: transmembrane transport. The record is from RefSeq and is a predicted model, not a curated record. Gene Ontology annotation, cellular component: membrane. The transcript has a single exon.
CUCAUAUGGAGUCUAAUAAAAUUAGAUUUUUUUAUUUUAUAGUUUUUUGUUAUUUUUUAUGAUUUUUCAAAGAUUUAGCAAAAAUAAAUAAAAAAAGAAAAACAAAAAACCAUUGUCACUAUAGCAAAAUUGCUGCCUAAAAUCGCUUGAGAAGAUUAUUUGACUGGUUUUUUUAGAAAGUUCAAGGAUAGAAAAUUCGAUUUUAUUGUAUGAGGGAUAAAAUAGUCUAUCCUGUAUAGUUGAAGGGGUUAUGUAGAUUUUUUUUAAAAUUGCGUGAGGAUCAUUAGCAUGAAAACACCAUGCGGACGUAUGGCUGAGUAUGGCCAUGUAUCUGAUACAUCAUGCGUACGUGGUAAGAUGAUAUAAUGGCUCAUGUAUCAGCUACACAAACCGCAUGACUUGUGUAUGGACAACGAUUUUUUUUUUCAAAAUCACUAUGAAGAAGACAACCUGGAAGAUCCUCUUUGUAAUUUUCUUGUUCUUUAAAACGGGUCGAAGGGUCCAAUCGAGAAAAACAAAAUUCUUAUUCUUUUAUAGGUCGUUUCAUAUCAAUUACUCUUGUUUUCCGUCCAAGCUGUACCUCUAGAAAUACCAUUUCCAAUACCUCUUUUCUGGCUUUGAGAACUCAUUCCCUGCUAUCCUAACACUAUAGAUUGAUAUAAAAUCUUGAAACUAUAUUUUUAUUUAAUGAUGAAACACGUGUGACAAUGACACUCUUCUUCAAGAAAAAAAAGCUAUAUAGGUGUGCGAUAAAAAUACUGCUCCGAUCAAGUAUGGCUGAUAAGACAAGCGGACGACAACGCGCUGUGUCGAACGUAAGAUCGUGACCAACCUCCACAGCAUCCACAGACAGACAUUUUGCCAAUGGCCAACGCGGCCACUGCCCCUCUGCUAGCAAGCAGCCAUGACGGCGAGCCGGCGAAGGAGCCAUCCAUCGAUGACGUGAUGGAGAUGUACAUCGGCGCCACAGGCAUCCUGCAGCUGCUCAAGGCCGUCUUGGUGGCCUUCGCGUGGGCCUUCGACGCGCAGCAGGUGUUCAUCUCCGCGUUCACGGACGCCGAGCCGCGGUGGCACUGCCUUGCUGCCUCCACCGGCAACUCCUCAUGCUCACGCUCUUCGACCGCGGCCUCGCCGUGCGCACUCCCGCCCGGCACAUGGGCGUGGGACCGGCCGGCGGUGGCGUCAGUGGUCUCCGAGUGGGCCCUCAGCUGCGCCGGCGGCCCGGCGCUCGUCUCCCUGCCGGCGUCGUCCUUCUUCGCCGGCUGCCUGGCCGGCGGCUUCCUCCUCACGACGCUCGCGGACUCGCUCCUCGGCCGCAAGAAGAUGCUCCUCGUGUCCCUGGUGUCCAUGUCCGUCGCCGGCGUGCUCGCCAUCUUCGCGCCCAACGUUUGGGUGUACGCCGCCCUACGCCUGCUGUCCGGCUUCUUCAGGUCCAUGGUGGGCACGUGCACGCUGGUGCUGUCCACGGAGCUCGUCGGGAAGAGGUGUCGCCACAUGGUCAGCGCGGCGGCGUUCUUCGGCUUCGCCCUCGGGUUCUUGUCCCUCCCGGCGCUCGCCUACGCGUUCCGCGACGCGUCAUGGCGGAACAUGUACUUCUGGACGUCCGUGCCUUGUCUCUGUUACUGCGUCCUGCUCUACUUCCUAGUCCCGGAGUCGCCACGGUGGCUGCUGGUGCGCGGCCGGAAGCUGGACGCCAUGGAGGCGCUGAAGCAGAUCAUCUCGCUCAACGGCAGCUGCGCAACGGCCAGCUUCUCCCUGCUGGACCGGUGCACCGUGCACGAGGACGACGACGGCGCGAGCAGCGGGGGCGGCGUCUUCGCCACGCUGCAGGCGAUGUGGGAGCGGCGGUGGGCGUUCCAGAGGCUGGCCGCGACCAUGGCGGCCAGCUUCGGCGUGGGGAUGUUCUACUUUGGCAUGCCGCUCAACGUCGGCAGCCUGGGAUCCGACCUCUACCUGAGCGUCACGCUCAACGCGCUGGCCGAGCUGGCGGCGGCCGUCCUCACGUGGCUCCUCGUCAGCCGGAGCGACAGGCGGAGCGCGGUGAUCGCGCUCACCGCGGCGGCGGGGGCGUGCAGCCUCGCGUGCGUGGCCAUCCCGCGGCGCGCCGCGUCGGCGCGGAUGGCCGCCGAGGUGCUGUCCUUCUUCGCGGCGUGCACGGCGUUCGACGUCCUGCUGAUCUACUCCACCGAGAUGUUCCCGACGUCCGUGCGCAACUCGGCGGUGGGGCUGGUGCGGCAGACGAUGGUGCUGGGCGGCGCGGCGGCGCCCGUGCUCAUCGCGCUGGGCCGCGAGAGCAGCCUCUGGUCGUUCGGCGUGUUCGGGAUCGCCAUCGGCUGCUCCGGCCUCUUCAUCCCGUGUCUACCGGAGACGAGGGGAAAACGCAUGUCGGACACCAUGGAAGAGGAGGAGCGCAACGAGGCCGCCAUGGGCCUUGUUUAGUUCCAAAAAUUUUGCAAAAUAGGAAUAGUAGUACUUUCGUUUGUAUUUGACAAAUAUUCUCCAAUUAUGA